UCAAAGGUCAGUGAUUCUUGACCUCAAGAAAAAUGGCGGUCACCGGUGGUUUUUCUUUUGGCGGCACUGGCUCACUUUCAACGACAAAACCCACAGGAAUUGCAUUUGGAACGCCAUCAGCAACAACGAGUGCAUCAAGUCUGGGCUUCGGCACACCGUCUACCGCAGCAUCCUCCGGCUUCUCGCUGGGCGGAGCCAAGACGGGUGGAUUCAGCCUGGGUGGAAUAGGCACCACAAGCACUGGAGGCGGACUUCUAGGCACAACAGCAACUACUGCUAGUGGUUUGGCACUGAGUCUGGGUCUGAAGACGACCACCACAGCUUCAGGUUUGAGCUUUGGAACAAGCACUACAUCCAAACCGAGCGGUCUGUUUGGCGCCACGCCGGCAACAGGAACAACGGGGGGAUUUUCCCUCGGAGGCACUGCAGCAUCAGGGGGGCUCAGCCUAGGUCUCGGCACUACCACCACCCCAUCCACAGGGCUGUCUCUAGGGGGCUUAUCGGGAACCACAGCCACCGGUUUAGGCCUAGGGGGUGGCGCCCUAGCCGCCUCCACAGCGUCAGGUAUCAGCAAGGGGCUGGGAGGGGUGGACCCUUCUUCCCUGUUGGCUACGUCCAGCACGACUGGAACGACCGGCACUACGUCAUUGGGGACCAGUGAUAACAAGGCGAUCAAGGAGACCUUCCUUCCCCCAGAAAUCAACGAAACGGUCACAUCUUUCAAGCAAUAUGUCAAGAAGCAAAAAGCCCUCCGUGAGGACAUCCAGGGCUUCUCGGUCAAGCCCUACCACCGCGUUCGUGAGGAGAUCACGGCCCUCAAGCAGCUGCUGGCCGUGGUGUCCAACGGCCUGCAGCGCAACGCCGGGGCCAUCCACAAGCUCAAGGUGGAGUCGGCCCAGGAGCUGAAGAACGCCGAGGUGGCGCACCGGACCCAGGAGAUUCCACCGGCGCUGCAGCUGGAGAACUACGCUCCAACCGAGUAUUUUCAGAGAUUGACGGAGCAGUUUGAGGAGCAGAUGCAUUUAUGCAGACAGCAGAUUGAACAGAUGGAGAGCUUCAUGGCUGCCCUGGCACAACCAAAUGUCUACACGCCACAAGAAUUGGCUACAAUUAUGGUGAAGCUUAACGACACCUUCAUUGCCCUCGCUGCUCAGCUGCAGUCAGUUCACGAAGCCGUCAGGGCCCAGAAGGAUCAAUACCUCAACUACCGCAGAGUCUACCACGGCGAAAUCGACAACGUGUUUGCCAGUCAGAAGAAAGUGGCUGAGCGAGAACAGAGACUGGCGACUCUCCCUACCGGACCACAAGCCUUUGAUAACAUCUCCAACGCCGCUGCCAUUGCCAUGGCAACCGCACUUCAGACCGCUCAGAGACCAACUGGAAUACAAGGUGCAGGACUGACAGGCCCCUUCCAAGGUGGCCUAGGGGGUGCCACAACCGGCCUCGGCACGGGAGGAUUUGGAACUGGUACCCUGGGCCUGGGAGCCGGCACCACCGGCCUGGGCGGUGGUCUAGGUGGUGGUCUGGGUGGUGGUCUGGGUACCGGUCUGGGUACCGGACUGGGCACAGGACUGGGUACCAGCGGGCUCGGCGCCGGGGGUUUUGGCACCGGAGGGUUUGGUACCCAGACUACAGGGCUUGGCACUCAGACCAGCGGACUGGGCACCGGGCUCGGCGGCGGGACAGCUGGGUUUGGCACGGGCGCCACUGGGUUCGGGUUUGGAACCACGAAACCCACUGGUACCGCCGCAAGCUUUGGCGGUAGCUUGAGCGCGGGACCAACCGUCGGGGGCAGCAGCUUUGGAUUCGGGGGCGGAACAGGGAGCUUGGGCAUGACUAAUUUUGGAUCGGCAACCACAGGCAAGCCACUUCAGCUCCAGAAGCCUCCCAGCAAGUUCAGGAAGGGAGCCAGGUAGACAGGGAACCAGCCAAAUCAAGCCUUCAUACUCGACGUCCUCAGUUGACAACCUCAUAAAUGUAUCAGGAAGGGGACCAGGUAGACGAGGAACCAACCAAGUCAAGUCAAGCUUUCACAUUUGAUGUCCUCAGUUAAUGUCCUCUACAAAUCAACAAGGCAGGGAACCAGUUACAUGGGAACCAACUGAGUUAAGCCUUCGAGUUUGAUGUCCUCAGUUAGUGUCCUCAAAAGUUAAAUCAGGAAGGGGACCAGGUAGACGAGUAUCCAACUGAGUCAAGUCAAGCC
Messenger RNA from Patiria miniata (bat star), 2203 nucleotides. RefSeq names its product nucleoporin p58/p45-like (gene nup58). Gene Ontology annotation, biological process: nucleocytoplasmic transport. Lineage: Eukaryota; Metazoa; Echinodermata; Asteroidea; Valvatida; Asterinidae. The transcript has 11 exons. The coding region runs from base 33 to 1916 and encodes 627 amino acids. Gene Ontology annotation, molecular function: structural constituent of nuclear pore. The record is from RefSeq and is a predicted model, not a curated record. Gene Ontology annotation, cellular component: nuclear pore.